Molecule: messenger RNA, 750 nt
Organism: Coniosporium apollinis CBS 100218
Lineage: Eukaryota; Fungi; Ascomycota; Dothideomycetes
Exons: 1
Coding region: 1-750 (249 amino acids)
Biological process (GO): cilium assembly
Source: RefSeq, a predicted model, not a curated record
AUGCCGGCUGCCACGAUGCAAUCAUUCGAUCCAAAGCCGGAGGUUUCCCUGUCGAGCAACGAUGCCCACGUCCUCUCCGCGCUCUUCGACCCCGAGGCCUCGCUCUCGCGCGACGAUGUCGACAUAUCAGCAUCACAAAACUCUCUACCCGGAAUAUCCGAGAGCGAACUUCCAGGCCUACAAUUAAUCGAGAGCGCAGCGAUACGGCCGCUCAACACCCCCAGCCCUUCUAGAGAAACGGUGGAAGCGGCGACCGAAGCUCUCGGCGACCUGAUAGUGGCCCACCCCUCGUAUGCAUCGGCGUACACGAACAGAGCGCAAGCACUACGACUGCUACUCGGCGACGACCUCUUCUCUUCUGCCAAUAACACUCUCUUGAGCCGUCUCCUCUCCGAUCUCUCCCGCGCCAUCGCCCUCACAACGCCCGCAUCCCCUCAAGACACCCUCUCACGCCUGCAAGCCCACGUCCUCGCAACAGCGCAUACGCACCGCGGCUACAUCCUGCUGAAAGCAGCCAAAGCAGCGCGAGACGGAGUGCUAGAGGGCGGGCCAGAGGAGCUAAGGCGAGCGUCGAGCGACGAGCUGGAGGAGAUGGCAAGUCGGGACUUCUUCCUAGGCGGAAGGUACGGAGAUAAGACAGCGCAGCAGAUUGCGGUCAGGCUGAAUCCGUAUGCGAAGAUGUGUGGUGCGAUUGUGAAGGAGGCGAUGCGGAAGGAGAUGGAUGAGUAUCGGAAUGGAUUGGAGUUGUAG